Molecule: messenger RNA, 657 nt
Organism: Ruditapes philippinarum (Manila clam)
Lineage: Eukaryota; Metazoa; Mollusca; Bivalvia; Venerida; Veneridae
Product: iduronate 2-sulfatase-like
Exons: 1
Coding region: 4-657 (217 amino acids)
Molecular function (GO): iduronate-2-sulfatase activity
Source: RefSeq, a predicted model, not a curated record
AGGAUGUCUCAAUCUAUUCUUGUGGCGUUUAUUUUAUUGCUUCAGAUAUGUUCGGGUCGGAAGAACGUUUUGUUCUUAAUUGCAGACGAUAUGCGGGCACAAAUUGGGGCAUAUGAAGGAAAACACUUUCCAGCUGUGGUGUCUCCAAAGAUGCAUACACCGAAUAUAGAUACUUUAGCUUCACGUAGCUUACUUUUGGAAAGAGCUUAUUGUCAGCUUGCAAUAUGUGCGCCAAGCAGAACCUCAUUUUUGACCGGGCGCAGACCGGAUACUACAAAUGUUUACGAGAUUGGGCCUUACUUCCGGGAUAUUGGACGAAAUUUUACAACACUACCUCAGCAUUUCAAAAUGAAUGACUAUUUAUCAGUAGGAAUGGGAAAAAUAUUUCAUGCAGAAAUAUCUUCCGGCUGGGAUGAUCCGAUUUCUUGGUCAGAACCAUACUUCCACGGCGUAGCAAACUUUGAGUCCUUUAAUUCAACUUGGGCUGCUGUUCCUGACCACCUUCUCAUAGAUAACCCUCUAAUAGACGAGCAAAUUGCCAACCAAGCAAUAAAAACUAUGCAACGACUUGCUCCAGAUGCAAAAUCGGGAAAACAACCAUUCUUCUUAGCCGUAGGUUUUCAGAAACCACAUUUGCCAUUUGUUUUUCCGGAAUAA